CACAAAGGGAAAAAGCGGGUAUUUGUGUAUCUGUGUACUGUGUGUCGCUUAGCUCGAGAGACGGACUGGUAGAGAACAAGAGAGUAGGGUAAUAGGGUUCCAUGGUAUCAUCGUCUCACAAAUGCAUUCUUGGAAUGCGCUUUUGGAAUGCAUUCUAGGCCAAGAACCUGAAAGCUUCAGCGAAGAACCUAUGAUUCAACCGAUCAACUUCAAGGUUAAACUGAAUACAAGUAAGAAAAGAAGGAUGAAUACGCAAGAGACAUCAUCCGAUCUGUCUAAUGGGAAAGAAAUUGCUACAAAUGAGAAUGCUUGUAGAAAAAGAAAGAUGGAGACAGGGAAGGAAAUUGUCAAAGAGCCAGCAUUUUGGACAGAUGAUCGCAAGAAACAUUUUAUUGGCAUCUUAUUGGAGCAGGCUCGUAAAGGAGGCAAAAUCAACACUAGUUUUAGUAGGGAUGCUUGGGAUAUCAUUUUAAAGCAGUUUAAUGCAUCAAAGCAAACCAAUUAUGAUAUGCUAGCAAUUAAAAACUGUUAUAGGGCAUUGAGAAGUGCAUGGAUCACAUGGAAAGUAUUAUUGACUAAUAAUAGUGGAUGGGGAUGGUGUCACCAGACACAGAAAGUCAACCCACCAACCAAACAACAUUGGAAUGACUUCAAAGCGAAGCAUAAGCAAGCUGUACAAUUUUUGAAGGGCCCGCUAAAGUUUGAGGAGGAAUUGGAUGAGCUUUUUAAGGGAACCGAUGUUGAAGGAAAGGAUGCAAUGUGUCCAAAAGAAGAUGAAAAGAGUAGUACCCAUAAAAAGAGUAUUGUCUAUGAAGUUCCAGUAACAGAAUUCAAUGAAAAUAUUGCGGAGUCACAACCAAAAAGAGGAGUGUCAAAAUCGUCAAUAAUGAAUACAUUGGAUGAUGACGAUGAAUAUGUACCCGAGGAGAUAUAUAGUGCACCAAAGAAGCAAAAAAAGGUUUCUACUUCGGGGAAACGGAAGUCAAGAAAGACAACUCAUGCACCCUCAUCUGAAAAUAUGACUAUCCCCUUGUCCUCUUUGGGAGAAAUGGCAAAUAUUCGGAUGAAUGCUUUAACUGCUACUUCAAGUGUAAGUGGAUCUGUGUCUGAUGCUUUGAAGAUAUUAGAUGAAAUGGAGGAGGUAUCUAUGGGGAGUGAUAUGUAUCUGGAUGCCAUGAUGUUGUUGGAGGAUCCCACAAAGAGAGAAUUUUUUCUGAAAAUGAAUCCUUCUAUUCGAUUUGCUUGGUUACGAAAAGUACUUAACCUAAAGGGGUAAGGCCCGAGUUUUUGAAAAUGUCAUGUAGUUAUAUUCUGUUGUGAUGGAACUAGUAUGAUAUAUGGUUGAUAGGAGUAUACAGUUUGAUGGUUUUGAUAUGGGGAAAACAACUAUUGAUUGUAGUUCGAUGGUCUUUUUUUACCCACUGUGAUUAAAUGAUUAUUUAAUGCAAUUAACUGUGGACUUAGUCUUA
Macadamia integrifolia is the source of this 1469-nucleotide messenger RNA. RefSeq names its product L10-interacting MYB domain-containing protein-like. NCBI's taxonomy places the organism in Eukaryota, Viridiplantae, Streptophyta, Magnoliopsida, Proteales, Proteaceae. The coding region runs from base 122 to 1276 and encodes 384 amino acids. The transcript has 3 exons. The record is from RefSeq and is a predicted model, not a curated record.